Lasiosphaeria miniovina is the source of this 1300-nucleotide messenger RNA. RefSeq lists its product as uncharacterized. Lineage: Eukaryota; Fungi; Ascomycota; Sordariomycetes; Sordariales; Lasiosphaeriaceae. The record is from RefSeq and is a predicted model, not a curated record. Bases 121 to 1182 code for a protein of 353 amino acids. The transcript has a single exon. Gene Ontology annotation, molecular function: protein binding.
CGACGCCUUCUACCGCAUGCGGAAAGAUGUUCAUGGUGGAUCCAAGAGGGUCUUAGAGCUAGGUGGAACUACGAAGAUACUCUAUCCACACUGAGCUUGCGCCCAAUAGCUUCACUGGCGAUGCUUCUUCAAAGACAAGACAAGCUGAAAGAGGCUGCGGCUAUAUAUCAGCUGACGCACAAGGGCUUUGAGAAGACAUUUAGACCGAAUGAUCUUCAGACCUUACAGACCGUUAUUGAGCUGGGGGACAUCUAUCAAAGACUGGCCCUGCUAAGGGACUCCGAAACGGUCCUGCGGCGAGCCACAGAAGAUCCUGGAAAUGAACUCGGACCAAAUCAAAAGGAUACCACUCAUGGAGAACACGCCCUAACCCUCGUACAUCAAAGCCGCGGCCUGUUUCGAGAAGUGGAAACGCGAACCAAGCGGAUGAUAGAAUCCAACCUGAAGUCUCUUACAGCAGACCAUGCGACGACUUUACACACAAUUCGUUUCCUAGGCAUGUUUUAUAGUCGACGUGGGUGGUUAUUUAAGGCUGAAAUUAUGCUCAAGAGUUCUUUGGGAGAUUACGAAAGGGUCUUCGGGCCUGACCAUCCGCAGACCAUCCUUACGGUUUUCUGGCUCGGGUGUGCCAAACUAGACCUAAUGCAACCCAAGGAAGAGGAGAUGUUGUUUCUACGAGCGUUAAAGAGUAAGGAGAAUGAUCCUGGAACGCCAGGCUUUCUCGAAUUUGGUGAGAUCUACUACCAACUCGGCAGGACCUAUUUUAGCCAGUGCCUUUGGAAGGACGCUGCAUCGAAUUUUGAGAGAGCCCUCCGAGCUUUCGAGAAAGAACUUGGAGCCGAUUCCAUAUCGGUUUGCCACACGGCUUACCAGCUCGGUAGGGCCUUCAACUGCCAGCAUCUCUGGAAGGAAGCCGAGUCGGCCUUGGAAAGGGCGCUGAGGGGCUAUGAGAAAGAGAUGGGGCCGGGUCACACUUGGACUCUGUAUUCGCUUGUAAUGUUGGGUACCAUCUACAGGGAGCAGAACUGGAUUGAACAGGCCGAGGCCAUGUACGAGCGUGCGGUAUCUAGCUUUCAGACUCAUUUUGGACCGUCUCACCCCGGGACGCGAGGCCAUAGACGGUCUGGCCAUGGUGACACCCCUUCCUGCUGCCAGCGAGGACGGAUUAUGACGUUUAGAUAGGUUUUAAAUAUAUCUCCAUGUAUACACCAUUCCGUAAACAGUUCCCUUGCACUACUUACAGAAAGCAAUGCAAGGUCCCUCCCUACCUGUGACUUCUGCGAUCGACUUUAAGGGUACG